This is a messenger RNA of Perca flavescens (yellow perch), 2271 nucleotides long. RefSeq lists its product as uncharacterized. The coding region runs from base 371 to 1369 and encodes 332 amino acids. The record is from RefSeq and is a predicted model, not a curated record. NCBI's taxonomy places the organism in Eukaryota, Metazoa, Chordata, Actinopteri, Perciformes, Percidae. The transcript has 7 exons.
CGCUUUUUUUUCUUCUUUUUCCUUGUUUCCUCACAGUGACAGACGUCGCAUCAUAGACAGAGAUAAAGUGCACGGAGUUUUUGUCGAUAUACGGUGUUUUUUCAACUGUUCUGUCGUCUUACAAGCUGUCAACUUAUCAAACGAGAUAAUGAAGAAGACAACCAACUUCUUUCCCGGAAAGACUAUGGUGUCUUUCAGGAAGGGUCCAUCAGGUCAUCUGCGGCAGGAUCCCUCUGACGAGGCCAUGCGGAUCAAAAAGAACCCUUCUCUUUAGGACAAGUCUCCCCCUCAGAGACAUGACCUUGUGAAGACCAAUGCUCUCACUGUGGUCUUUGAGCGGGGAGGGGAUGUGUCUGACCGACUGGAGGUAAUGGGGGAGUAUGUGCUGCAGUUUGGCAAGUACAAGGGUAAAUUGUUUAGGUGGCUCCUGGAAAACGAUGUUGGCUACACCAUCUACCUGAUGAAAAAGGUAGAGGAGGAGGAGAGAGAUGGGACCUUCAACCCUCAGGGACACAACAAGGACAGCCUGAUGUUAUUUCUGGACUAUGCCAGGAGCUUCCAGGAAAUUAGGGACCUCAGGGAGUAUCUAGCUUCCAGGCUGCCUGCUCCACCAGUGGCAUCAGAGGGUGAAAAUACUGUCGGCUUUGGAGCCAGGGCAAAGGACACCUGGAGGCAGAUCUGGGAGAGCAGGGCAGAUGGAUAUGCUGCCUUCAUCGUAGGAGUAAAGUGCAUCAAAAACAGCAAGAUGUACAACCUGCAGCAGUACAUCCUCAAGCAGCAGAGGGCUGAGUCUGGGGAGUCCUGUCCACCACCUGCAGGAGUCUCCACUACAUCAGCUGCCCCUACACCGCCUACAUCUAGCAUUCUAGGACCAGCAGCAGUCUCCAGAGCCCCGGCUGUGUCUCCACCAACAGCACACAGGACGGAGCCAACAGCGACGGUUUCCAGACCUGCCGAGCCUGAUGACUCCUCUGGGAUUGUUGCUUCUGUGAAAGCCAGGCUGGAGGCCCCGCUGCCAGCCCCUUCUACCUCCUCAGCUCAGAUGAUAUGUGGACUUCAGCAUGUGGAGCCAGGCUGUCGUCAUGUUGUGUUAAAUUGUGACAAGCACAGGGUACAGCCCAACAUCCCAGCUGCUGUAGCUAUGGAGACCGAGGAUCACUGCCCUGCUGCUUUGGUGGCCACAGACUCUCAGGAGACCAGUGAAGAUCCGGUUGGAGUGGUGCUGAUCACACAGCUGGAGUGGUCUUUCAGCAGGGCUCCGGUCCCAGCGGUCCCAGCACACAGCUGCUACCAGAGGCAGUCUUUCAUGGAUACAGGUCAUUCAAAUGACCUACCUACCAUCCUCCUACAGACCAGGAGGAGUCUCUGAGCCGGUCUACAGUGGAGCGGAUUGGGUCAGACAUCCUGGUUAAACAACAACAACAAGAACAUCAUCAUCAUCAUCAUCAAGCAGCAGCAGCAGAAAAAGAUGACCAGGAAAUGUUUAGCCUACAGUCAGCUGAAGUCGUAGAUGGAGUCAGAGGAGAGGGCGAACAGGAAGUCAGCAGUGCAGCUUCCAACAGGUCGCCUGUGCAGGUUCUGUCAUCAACCCCUAAAGCCCUCACAUACUGUACAUGACAGCUUCCCCGGGGUACCAGGGAAAUACAUCUACUGCCCCUCCAGAGUGUUCUCCCCCUACAAGGCACAGGGCAUGGGGAAGGAGAUGACCUGGGGGGAGUUCAAACUGUCGGACUUCUAUGAGGCUGAGAGACACAAAGAUUCAAAGAGAAGACAGACAAAUGGACUGCUAACCCACCAAACGACAAAUAUAUCCUCUCGCAUGCACACACACGCACGCACUCACGCACACAAGACACACCACUGUGCAUUGUCAGGACUGUUUCUUCUGUUUUCAUAGCCAAGCAAUUAUGAUCUUUAGUUUAAUUUAACUGUAUUCACCUUCACUGGAUGUCUGGUCUGAUUCAUCAUCAUCAUCAUCAUCAUCAUCCUCACAUAGUCUCUCAGCACCUUUACAUGCACUCUCGUGUGCCCUCCACGUGUGUAAAUGUGUAAUAUUUUAAUAAUAAAUUAUUCCGUAAAUGUAUACCCAUAUUUAGUUGUUAAUUUGUUUUAUAUAUAACAUUUGAAUUAUAUAAAUAAGCAAUGUGUCAAUGUCAGUUUUUAUUUUGUGUUUAAGAAUGAUGUUGUUCUUUAUGAAAUAUCUUGGGAGCAUUACUAUGACUUAUUGAUAUUUGAUAUUUGAUUGAGGAAGUAAAAGUGAUAGAAAAUGAA